AUUAUAUACCGAGAUGAAGUUUAAGUGUCACAGUGGACGGACGCGCGAUCUCAGUGCUCCUCACGUAAACCAAAGUCAUGACGGUAAUAUAUUUCGACUGGCUCGACUACCUCGUCUUCGGCGGGAUGCUUCUCUUCUCCGCCCUCAUUGGCGUGUACUUCGCCUUCUUCGCGUCGAAAAAACAGAACACCACUUCUGAAUACCUUAUGGGCGGAAAGACUAUGGGGAUGUUCCCUAUAUCCAUGUCGCUGAUAGCCAGUUAUAUUUCGGGUAUAUCGUUGCUGGGCCUGCCAGCCGAAAUGUACACGUACGGAACUCAGCUGUGGACGAUAGUACUGUCGGAAUGGGCUGUUUCACUCACUAUCGCAAUUGUUUACCUGCCAGUAUUUUAUAAUUUGCAGAUCACUUCAACUUAUGAGUAUUUACGAUUGAGAUUUAACCAAAAAGUGCGACUUUUGGGUUCCAUAAUAUUUAUCAUCAAGAUGCUGUUAUACAUACCCAUUGUGAUAUAUGUACCUGCGCUGGCAUUCAGUCAAGUGACUGGUAUUAACUUACAUUUAAUCACGCCCAUCGUGUGUCUCGUGUGUAUAUUUUACACGACUCUUGGAGGGCUCAAAGCUGUGGUAUGGACGGAUACACUACAAACAGUACUUAUGUAUUUCGGCGUCAUAUUCGUACUUGCGUACGGCACGUGGCGAUUGGGGGGGAUAUCCAAUGUUAUUUCAAUAAACAAAAAAGGUGACCGGCUCGACUUUUUCAACAUGGAUAUGGACCCCACUAUUCGGCAUACCUUCUGGUCGACUGUGUUCGGUAACUACUUCAGUUGGCUCGCUUCGUGCUCAGUCAACCAGGCUAUGGUACAGAGAUGCUUAGCGCUUUCUUCUUUGAGACGAGCUAGAAUCACAAUAUUCAUAAUGGCAGCUGGUAUAUUCAUCAUCGUAUCCCUAUGUUGCUACACGGGUCUUGUGAUUUAUGCCACGUUUGCGGAGUGCGACCCCCUCACGACCGGGGCCAUAAGGAAGAGCGACCAAUUGCUGCCAUAUUUCGUGAUGACCAUCACAGGGUCUAUUCCGGCGUUACCUGGAAUAUUUAUGAGCGGAGUCUUCAGUGCAGCUCUGAGCUCCAUGUCGACCGGGCUGAACUCCAUGUGUGGAGUGAUAUUCGAGGACCUCAUCCGACCUGCCUACAAUAAACCCAUAUCGGAAAGAGCGGCUAGUUUUAUCAUGAAGAUGAUUGUCGUGGUCAUAGGAUUCGCUUGCGUGGCUCUAGUGUUCUUGGUGGAGCAUAUGGGGGCUCUUAUCCAAGCCGGUAAGAGUUUGGCUGGUAUUACCGCGGGAAGCUUGCUGGGACUGUUCUCUAUGGGAUUGUUUUUGCCCUGGAUUAAUUCUACGGGUGCAUUAACCGGCGGUCUGACGUCCACGAUGCUCGUCGGUUGGAUCUCCCUGGGGACCCAGGCGGCCAUGAUGCGGGGAGACAUAGUGGUCACCCCCAAGCCGGUGUCAGUGGCCGGCUGUCCUGGCAACGAGACGUUACCAACCUCUUCGGCUACACUUUCUACCGUUGAGUUUGACAGGUCAGGCACAUUCUUCAUGUACAGAUUGAGCUACCUGUACUACACGCUGGUCGGUAUGACAGUGUGCAUCGUGGUCGGCUCCAUCGUUUCCUACUUCACCGAGCCCAAUGACCCAGCUAUGGUGCACCGGGAUUUACUGACGCCGAUUGUGCAUCGGUGGCUACCGGAGCAACACCCGCAUUGCCGCAGACCAAGACUUACUCAGCACGACAUCGAGUUGCAUGCUAGGGAGCUCGACCAGCUGAGAGCGCACACCUCCUACGAUAAGAUGGCCGACAGCCCUGAGAUCAUUCGGAAAAAUAACAACAACGUGAACGAUAAUUACUGAUUAAUUUGUGACUUUAUAAGUACUCUAAAUUACGUGUAAUAAAAUUGGUUACUUGA
Molecule: messenger RNA, 1957 nt
Organism: Helicoverpa zea (corn earworm)
Lineage: Eukaryota; Metazoa; Arthropoda; Insecta; Lepidoptera; Noctuidae
Product: sodium-coupled monocarboxylate transporter 1-like
Exons: 13
Coding region: 78-1901 (607 amino acids)
Biological process (GO): transmembrane transport; sodium ion transport
Cellular component (GO): membrane
Molecular function (GO): symporter activity
Source: RefSeq, a predicted model, not a curated record